GUGGCGGAAGGCGAUUCAGUUGCUCUUUAGCUAUGAGACGCGUGUGGUUCAGUGUGGUGGGUGCUGCGCUGCUCGCGCUGAGCUGUGCGGCUGGGCAUUUGCUGUCGCAGCCCGAGCUGGACACACACAUACAGCUGCAGGAGCAGCCGAUAUCGCAGCACAACGAUAGCGCCUACGUGCAGCGCGUGAUGCGGCUGGCCAAGGUGGCGGAGAUGCGUAGCUAUAUGCGGCCGGAACUGGAUGCCUGCGACGACUUCUUUGGCUACAGCUGCGGCAAUUGGCCCAAGAUCAAUCCGGCCAAUGCGGCCCAGCCGCGCGAGACCAACUACCAGCAGCUGCUGGCCAACGGCUAUCGGCACAAGCAGCAGCGUCUCCUGCAGGAGCCUGCGGAUCCGGAGCUCGACGAUUUGGCGGUGCUGAAGCUGAAGCAAUUCUAUGCCAGCUGCCUGCGCUUCCGCCAGACGCCGCUGCCGCUCUAUCGCCAGCGGUUGCAGGAGAUUGCCGCCGAAUUCGGACGCAUGCCCGCACUGGCGCUGCCGGGCCAGAUCUGGCCGGCCGACGACUUUGACUGGUUGGCCACUGUGGCGCAGAUCAAGCGGAAAUAUGGAAUCGAUAUUGUACUGCUAUUGCAGGAGGCGCCCGAUCCGCAGAACAAGACUCAAGCUCGGCUCUAUGUGGGCCAGCCGCCACGUUCACUGGUGAAGCCACAGCCAAGUCAGGUUGCCGCUCAGCUGGAGCAGCAUUUGGGCUUGGAGGCGUCGCUGGCGCGCAGCACAGCGCUGGAAAUUGUGGAUCUGGAAUUGCUGUUGGGCAAGGGCAUGGUCAUCGGCAUGGGGAAUCGUCCAUUGGGUGGGCUAGCCAAGCCGCGUUCCCCUGCCGAGCUGGCCAAUGCGUAUGCGCCCGCCUUGAAUCUGACGCGCUAUGUGGAAUUGGUGCUCCAGCGCCCGUUGCAGCCGGAUGAGCUGCUCUACGAGCACGGGGACAGCUAUCAUGCGCAUCUGCUGGUUGUCCUGGCUCAAACGCCCGCCCAUGUGCUGGCCAACUACAUCUUCCACAAGCUGCUGCAGCGCUUCUACUACGAUCGCUCGGCGCCAGUCGUGGCUCAGUGCAUGAGCAGGGCAACGCAGCUGUUCCCGGAGCUGGUCACCAACCUGGCCUACCGGCGGUACGCCGCUGCGUCCACCCUGAGCGACAUCGACGAUGUCUGGCAGCAGAUCAAGCGCAGCUUCUAUAAUCUAUUAGAGAACAACAACAGCACGGACUGGCUAUCCCCGGACACGCGUCGCCUGGUGCUGGACCAGUUGAAUGCGACUCGGCUGCUGCUCAAUGGAUAUACUCAUUGGAAUUUCACAGAGCGCUACGAGCAGCUGCAGCUGAAGCCGAACGAUUUUCUAUUCAAUCUGGGCGCCGUGCUCAGUCAGCGAAAUGUGCUUGAGCCACCCGCUGUGGUGCCCACGGUGCCCACAUACGAUCCCCUGGAGAAUCAGGUGCUGUUGCCCGUGGCACUGCUGCAACCGAACUUCCUGUGGUCUCGCUUCUAUCCGCGGGCUCUGCGCUACGGCACCCUGGGCACAAUUAUGGCGGAGCAGCUGGCCCACAGCUUGGACAGGCGCGCCGCCUGGGACGCAGCCACCUUGGCUGGGUUUGGCAAGCGCAAGGCCUGCUAUCGGCAUCAGUACGAGCGCCUGCGCUACGCCGGCAACUAUCUGCCCUCCACUGAGCUGCAGGACAACAAUAUGGCUGACAAUGCGGCCAUACAGCUGGCGUAUCUGGGCUACAAGAGCUACUUGGCCAACCUGGCCUCGUCGGCCCUGAUCACGGAGCAGCUGCCGUCGCUGAGCCACACUCCCGAGCAGCUGUUCUUCAUCAGCUAUGCGCAGCUGUGGUGCAACGAUGCCAACGAGCAGUUCCGGGACAAGCAGUCGCUGCUGCUCACCGAAACGCCCAAUGCGCUGCGGGUGCAGGGCGCUUUGGCCAACACGGCGGACUUUGCCAGGGUCUUCGGUUGCUCCAAUCAAUCGCCAAUGAAUCCUGAACAGAGAUGUCGGCUGUACGGCUAAAAUAGAUUAAUAAACAU
Drosophila arizonae is the source of this 2077-nucleotide messenger RNA. It is a transcript of the gene Nepl19, whose product is annotated as Neprilysin-like 19. Gene Ontology annotation, cellular component: plasma membrane. Lineage: Eukaryota; Metazoa; Arthropoda; Insecta; Diptera; Drosophilidae. The record is from RefSeq and is a predicted model, not a curated record. Gene Ontology annotation, molecular function: metalloendopeptidase activity. Gene Ontology annotation, biological process: protein processing.